AUGGGGGUUCUGGCAGUGCUGCUAGGGGUGCUUGGCUUUCUGGGGUUUACUCCAGGGGGCUCCCAUGCCCUCCACUGGGAUAGCACUUCUUGCCACUUGGCCAGAUCCAUCCCUGGCAGCCCUCUUGGGUCCUUGAGCUUCCUGGGCAAGGAUACCCAGGGACUGGCACUGUUCCACGCCCGCUGGGAUGCACACAGAAGGCUGCAGGUAUGUAGCAGGCUGGAUGAACCAGAGCUCACGGCAACCUUCGGUGCUCUCUGUGUUCAUGAGAUCACCCAGGGCUUCUUCAUUCACACCCCCGGACCUGAGCUUCAGAGAACACUGGCCAUGCUUCAGAGUCAGUGGGAAACCUGCCGAGGACCUGAGGAAGGUCCAGCAAGGGCCAGGGAGAGGAGAAUGGCAGGGCAGAGUGAAGCACCUGGCAGAGGGUAUCUGCGAACAAAGAGAGGCUGGACCAUGCCUGGCACACUGUGGUGUGGAGUUGGAGACUCUGCUGGGAACUCCUCGGAGUUGGGGAUCUUCCAGGGCCCUGAUCUCUGCUGCCGGGAACAUGACCGCUGCCCACAGAACAUCUCGCCCUUGCAGUAUAACUAUGGCAUCCGAAACUUCAGAUUCCAUACCAUCUCCCACUGUGACUGUGAUACCAGGUUCCAGCAAUGCCUGAGGAACCAGCAUGACUCCAUCUCGGACAUUGUGGGUGUAGCCUUCUUCAACGUACUGGAGAUCCCCUGCUUUGUGCUGAAGGAGAAGGAGGCGUGUGUGGAGUGGUACUGGUGGGGAGGGUGUAGAACGUAUGGCUCGGUGCUCCUCGCCCAUCUCCAGCCCACUACCUACUACAAUGCCUCCUGGAGAUCCCCCAUCACCUCCCUGACUCCAAGUCCCCAAAGCCUAGCCCCCACCAAAUUGCAACAAAAGCAGCACCCUCAGAAGAGGCAGCCACAGCUAAAAAACUCCAGGUACCCCAGUGUGGCCAACACCACAGUCUUCCAGGCCACAUCCUCCAGGACUGAUGUAGCCCCCACAGCUGAGACAUGGGCUCCCCAUCCAGUUCUCCAGCACCUAAAACCUCAGGGUGCCCACAGGGCCUGCCGUAGCUUCCGCCGCCUGGACCAGUGUGAGCACCAAAUUAAGCCCCAGGAAACCAAGUUCCAGCUGCUCAACAGUGCCCGUGGGCCCCUUUUCCACUGCAACUGCACACAACGUCUGGCACGCUUCCUGAGGCUCCAUAGCCCACCUGCAGGUGCCAACAUGCUCUGGGAGUUGCUGGGCACCACCUGCUUCAAACUGGUCCCUUCACUGGACUGUGCUGAGGACAAAGGCUGUUCCAAAGACCCAAGGGCCAUCAAGGUGUCAGUACGACACUUGCGGCGACUUCAGAAGAUACGAUUCCAACUCAGGGAUAAAGACACAGAGGAAGGGCAGGCAUGGCCAUUGGAGCCCACAGGGACUCCUGUGUCAUUCUACAACCAGUGCCUGCAGCUAACCCAGGCAACCUGGAGACUUAAUGGGCAGCAGAAAUUCUGGAGCUAG
Messenger RNA from Urocitellus parryii (Arctic ground squirrel), 1530 nucleotides. It is a transcript of the gene Pla2g3, whose product is annotated as phospholipase A2 group III. Gene Ontology annotation, molecular function: A2-type glycerophospholipase activity. The record is from RefSeq and is a predicted model, not a curated record. Gene Ontology annotation, biological process: arachidonate secretion; phospholipid metabolic process. NCBI's taxonomy places the organism in Eukaryota, Metazoa, Chordata, Mammalia, Rodentia, Sciuridae.